AUGGGUAUUCCUAAAUUCUUUAGAUACAUCUCUGAGAGAUGGCCAAUGAUCUCCCAAUUAAUUGAAGGUUCGCCAAUACCUGAAUUUGAUAAUUUGUAUUUGGAUAUGAAUUCAAUUUUGCACACUUGUACUCAUGGUGAUGAUAUAGAUUUAGUAACGUCGUCACGCCUCUCUGAGGAAGAAAUAUUUGCACGUAUUUUUACUUAUAUUGACCAUCUUUUUUUAACUAUUAAACCCAAAAAAGUAUUUUAUAUGGCUAUUGAUGGUGUAGCUCCAAGAGCUAAAAUGAAUCAACAAAGAGCAAGAAGAUUUAGAUCUGCAAUGGAUGCAGAGAAGGCUUUAGCUAAAUCUGAAACUCCUAUAAAUAAAGGUGAUAUCUUCGAUUCUAAUGCAAUCACACCUGGUACCGAAUUUAUGGCUAAGUUGACUAAAAACUUAAAAUAUUUCAUUAACAAUAAAGUAUCCCACGAUUCGAAUUGGAGUGGAAUUAAGAUUAUUUUGUCUGGUCAUGAAGUUCCUGGUGAAGGUGAACAUAAAAUUAUGAAUUUUAUUAGAAACAUUAAAUCUUCAAAUGUAGAAGAUAGUUCAAAUAUAAGACAUUGUAUCUAUGGGUUAGAUGCUGAUUUAAUUAUGUUAGGUCUUUCGACACAUGCUCCUCAUUUUGCAUUAUUGAGAGAGGAAGUGGUUUUUGGUAAGCAAAGAUCCUCUCAAUAUAAAACUUUAGAACAACAAAAUUUUUAUUUAUUACAUCUUUCACUAUUGAGAGAAUAUAUGGAAUUAGAAUUUAGAGAAAUUGCAGAUAUAUUGCCAUUUCAAUAUGACUUCGAAAGAAUUCUUGAUGAUUUUAUAUUAAUCAUGUUUGUUAUUGGUAACGAUUUCUUACCUAAUUUACCUGAUUUGCAUUUAAAUAAAGGCGCAUUCCCUGUAAUUUUACAAACUUUUAAAGAAGCAUUACUACAUUUAGAUGGUUAUAUUAAUGAACAUGGAAAAAUUAAUUUAAAAAGAUUAAAUAUUUGGUUGAAAUAUUUGUCACAAUUCGAACUAAUGAAUUUUGAAAAAGAUGAUAUUGAUAUUGAUUGGUUUAACCAACAACUGGAAAAUAUUUCUUUAGAAGGUGAAAGGAAGAGAGCCAAGCAUGGCCAAAAAUUGUUAAUAAGACAACAGAAGAAACUUGUUGGAUUUGUAAAACCUUGGAUCACUAAAUUAACCACUGAAAUUGAUCCUAAGACAGUGGAUGAUUCUGAUCCAAAGUUAUGUUUGCUUUUGCCAAAGGAUACCGAUGAUAAAGAUGGAGGUUAUAAUAUAAAGAAUAAUCUACCAUUUGUAAAAAAAUUGACACACGAUUUAGGCCUAUUUAUUAUACAUUCUAAAUCAAAAGAUACAUACACUCUAAAAUUUGAUGUCGAUGGUGUAAACCCACAUGAAACUGUUGAAGAACGCCAUGAACGUAUAGCACAAAUUAGAAAAACAAUCAAAAAUUAUCAAAGUUCUUUAGUAGUGGAAGAUGAAGAAGAACUGGAGAAAGAGAAAAAUAUUUAUGAUUCAAGAUUUGAAGAUUGGAAAUUAAACUAUUAUAAAGAUAAAUUCCAUUUCAAGGAUAAAGAAUCUAUCAUUAAUGUAGCUAAAAAUUAUGUUGAAGGGUUGCAAUGGGUUUUGUACUAUUAUUACAGAGGUUGUCCUGCAUGGGGUUGGUAUUACCAUUACCAUUAUGCACCAAGAAUAUCAGACUUAGCACUUGGUUUAGACCAAACUAUUCAGUUUGAUUUAGGUUCACCAUUUAAACCUUUUGAACAAUUAAUGUCUGUUUUGCCAGAGAGAUCUAAAAAUCUGAUUCCAACUGCCUUAAGGCCGUUAAUGUACGAUUCCAAGUCACCCAUUUUGGACUUCUAUCCUGAUGCUGUGGAAUUAGAUAUGAAUGGAAAAACUGCUGAUUGGGAAGCUGUUGUUUUACUUCCCUUCGUAGAUGAAAAUAGAUUAAGAGAUGCUAUGAAACCAUAUAUGGACAAAUUAACUCUAGAAGAAAAACAAAGAAAUGAAUUAGGUACCGAUCUUCAAUUUAUUUUUAACCCACAGGUAGACACAGUCUAUAAGACACCAUUGAAGGGGGUCUUUACAGACAUUGAACACAACCACUGUGUUGAAAAACCAUUCCACUUGGAAAAACUGGACCCAGAUCAAAUCAAGUACGGAUUACUUCCAAAUGAUAAGAUGGGUGUAAAUAUAUUAGCCGGGUUUCCAACUUUACAAACUAUCCCAUUUACUGCAUCUCUUCAGUACAAUGAAACCUUAGUGUUCCAACAACCAUCUAGACAACAAUCUAUGGUCUUGGAGAUUGAGGAUAUCUAUGACGAAAAUAACUUGACUUUAGAUGAAUUGGCUAAACGUUAUAUAGGAAAGAUUGUUUAUACCAAGUGGCCAUACUUAAGAGAAUCUAAAUUGAUCUCUAUCUUUGAUGAAAACAGUGUUUUUGAAGGCAAGCAUACUGUUGAUAAUCAAGGCAAAAAACAUUUCAAAGUUAUUCAUAGAUCUGCGGAUAUUCAUGAACAAAAAGAAUUUAAGCAGUUAAAUGGAUCCAUGAUGAAGAAUUAUAAAAAACAAAUGGCAGUUCUGUUGAAGAAUAUUAGAGCUUUUGUUAAAGUUGUACCUGUCACCGGUUUGAUUAGAAACAGUGAGGGUGCGUAUAUCAAAACAUAUGCUAAGACAUCCGAAGUCUAUCCCUUGCAAUUAAUGGUUGAAUCAAUUUCUAAUGUAGAUGAACGUUACAUUGAAAAACCACCUGUUCCAAUUGAACAAGAAUUCCCAUUGAAUUCUCGUGUAAUUUUCCUUGGUGAUUAUGCAUAUGGCAGUGAAACCACAAUCAAUGGUUACAGUAGUACUAGAAGAUUAAAGAUUACUGUUAACAAAAAGUCCCGUGGGAGCGAACCAACAAUCGGGAAAGAGAUGGUUGCACGUGAUGCUAGUUUAAUUCAUUAUUUCCCAUCUUUUGUCAUAGCCAAGGAAUUAAAUCUAAAUAGACUGUUUUUAGCCAGAAUCACUUCAAAGUUUUUAAUUGCUGAUAAUGAAGGGAAGCAAGUCAAUGUAGGUAUCCCUGUAAAAUUUGAGGCAAAACAUCAAAAGGUUUUGGGUUAUGCCAGAAAGAAUCAAAAAGGGUGGGAAUACUCAAAUUUAACUGUUAACUUAUUAAAGGAAUAUAGUACUAGAUUCCCUCAUUUUUUCUAUAAUUUGUCAAAAAUACCUACCAGUGACAUUCCAAUGUUACAGGACUUGUUACCUAAUCUUUCAAGUAGCGACUCAACAAAGGAAUUGAAUGAAAUCAAAAAUUGGCUUAAAUAUGUUACUGAGUUGUUUGUAACAGUCUCUUUUGAAAGUGAUUCAUUGAGUAAAGGCUCAAUCAGAAGUGUAGAAGACUAUAUAAUUGCCCAUUCAUUUAAAUUGGAACAAUGUGAAUCCAAAAAUUUGGCAAAGGUCCCACGUGAAGCUAUUUUGGAUCCAAGAGAGUCCAUUAGUUUAUUAAGAACACAACGUUUCAACUUGGGUGAUCGUGUAAUGUACAUCCAAGAUUCAGGAAAAGUUCCAUUGUAUUCUAAGGGUACUGUUGUUGGUUACACCACAUUAGGCUUGAAUGUUUCUGUUCAAGUAUUAUUCGAUCACGAAAUUGUUGCUGGUAAUACGUUUGGUGGUAGAUUAAGAACUAAGAGAGGUUUAGGCCUGGAUUCAUCUUUCUUACUAAACUUAACUGAUAGGCAAUUAGUCUAUCAUUCUAAAGCAUCUAUGGAAAAUAAAACACGUACCAAAGGUUUGCCAAAUGAAUCAAAUAAUGCUGUGAAUGAAAAAAGAUUAAGACAGAAGAAGGAGCGAAAGGCUCGACAAGAAGCUGAUAAGAUAAGAAAGGAGGUAGGCCAUAAUCUAUUAAGUUUGAUACAAAAGAAUCAAGAUACUAAAGCUGGAUUAAAAGAGAAAGAAGUAGAACAACCAGAUGAUAUUGUUGAAAAAGAGGUACAAAGUGCAGAGAAUGAACAGGAUAGUUCUAAACCACUGGAAAGCUUAUUAAAUCGUAAUGAUGAAGCUAAAAAAGAAGCCAAACUUCCUGAAUCUUUGCCGCCAAAUAAGGCUGUUGCUACCUCAGUGUUUAACGCAGUCCUUAACCAAAUAGAAUCGACAGAUGAUCAAAGUAAUCACCCACCUACUGAGUCAAAUAAUUAUCAGCCUACUCCAUAUCAUACCCUUGACCCAGCAAGUUUACCAUACCAUAUGCCACCAGUCGUAAAUAGUAUGUACGUUAUGGGAAAUAAUGCUCAACCUAUUAUUGGAACAAUACCACCUACACACCCACAUCCUCAUGGACAUGCAUAUCCUUACUCAACUGGUCCUAGCUUACCAAAUAGUCAUCCUUAUCCGAACGACAUGCCACCAUCAGGACAACAUCUACGUGGACCUGUGCAAUAUCCUCCAAUGGUCCCACCAGGAUUUGUUCCACAUCAAGGUAUAUUGAGUGGCAACGCACCUGCUCAUGCCAAGGUUAACCAAGAACUUCCCGUAGAUAAAAAAGGCACUAAGAAAUUACAACAUAUUUCUAAAAAUGCUAAGGGGAAGAACUCUACUUCUAAAAAGAAGAUAGAGGCAUCAACAAAUCAAUCAAAUGAAAAAAAAAUGUCCGAAAAAGUAGAAAAGGAUAACAAGAAAGAAUCUAUAAAAAAAGAAGAAGAAUAA
Molecule: messenger RNA, 4710 nt
Organism: Arxiozyma heterogenica
Lineage: Eukaryota; Fungi; Ascomycota; Saccharomycetes; Saccharomycetales; Saccharomycetaceae
Gene: XRN1
Product: chromatin-binding exonuclease XRN1
Exons: 1
Coding region: 1-4710 (1569 amino acids)
Biological process (GO): nuclear-transcribed mRNA catabolic process
Molecular function (GO): 5'-3' exonuclease activity; nucleic acid binding
Source: RefSeq, a predicted model, not a curated record